AUGGCUCUUCAUCGUCGUUUCGUGUUGUUCGAAGACGACAACAAAAGGGAGAAAAAUAAAAAAGAAAAUAUGAAAAUUAUUCGCGAGCAGGAAAAUUUCAAUGAUGAAAGGUUCCUGUCCACAAGAUUAUUAAAAAUCAUGUCAACAACAAGUGACAAGCGAGACGACGACGAAAUCUCAUGUAAUAAAAACAAAACAAAAAUGUUAAACUAUCAACACAAUGAAGACCUACCAUUGAUGACGUUGAGGGUGAUUAGCAAUGGAGGCGAGUUAGAUGGUGAACAACUGUAG
Messenger RNA from Clunio marinus, 291 nucleotides. The record is from the annotation of a GenBank genome assembly. Lineage: Eukaryota; Metazoa; Arthropoda; Insecta; Diptera; Chironomidae.